Messenger RNA from Maniola jurtina (meadow brown), 1893 nucleotides. RefSeq lists its product as uncharacterized. Gene Ontology annotation, molecular function: zinc ion binding; nucleic acid binding. The record is from RefSeq and is a predicted model, not a curated record. The coding region runs from base 1 to 1893 and encodes 630 amino acids. The transcript has a single exon. NCBI's taxonomy places the organism in Eukaryota, Metazoa, Arthropoda, Insecta, Lepidoptera, Nymphalidae.
AUGACUAAUAAAACAAAAACAAAACUUACGUCGGAGGAAGAGAAAAGUGAGAGAGGUAGAGAGGAGGAUAGGAGGGAUGGCUCGCGGACUCGGAGCCCACUUUUUCGAGCCCCGAGUGGCUUGGCAUCAGAGUCGGAUUCAGAAGGCUCCAGGACAUCAUCCAGGACUGGUGCUGCAAGUCGCGGUAGAUCGUCAGCCAGAGGUCGUAGCACUGGCAUUGCUAAAGCCAGAGCCGAAUUGAGAGAGGCCAAAGAGGAAGCGCGAGAGGUACAAUUCAACCAAUAUCUGAGGGAUCGCGUGUACCGCAAGGAGACGCCUGCGGUAGUAUCGGACCCCGAAGAGGUACCUCAGGUCCAUGUAGACGACCCAAGUAAACUCAGUGCUGACGAGUUGCGGGCCCUCGGCGACCACAAUGUGGCGAAUAUAAUCCAGGUCGCUACCAAGUCGGGGAACCUUAAAGGAACCUGGGUGAAGCGCCUGAAAGACGCGGCCAACAAGCUUCAAGAGGUUGUGGACACCCUGGCCGCCAGAACCGUUGCGGAGGAGACCCGCCGGCUGAGAACCGAUAACGAUCGCUUACGUAGUGAGGUUGAGACUCUCAAAAACGAGCUGAAGGCUCAUCGGCGGGAAUUCAGUGACAUGAGGGCCUCUAUGGCUGCCGCUGCAAAGGGCACUUCCGCGCCCAGUCUAAGCGGUGACCUUAUCGAGGAAUUGAAGGCCUCCAUUGUUUCCUCGGUGGGCCUCAUUUUAGACGCUCGGUUUGCGGGAAUUGAGGAGCGACUUCUGCCCGAAAGGGUGCAUCGCCCGCCGUUGUCAUCGGACCGGAAACGAUCAAGGGUGCCGGCAUCUCAGCCGGUCGCUUCCUCUGUGGCAGCCCCGAAUGAACCGGAAACCCGGGACACCAUGACUGACCCAUCUCCUGCUGGAACCACGGAGUCUGCUGCGGGUCCGAGCCACUCUCAGCCGACUGCCAAUGACUGGGCCACAGUUGUAAAGAGAAGGGGGAAGAGAAAGAAAGUCCCUACCCCCGUAGCCUCGGCAGCCACUCCCGCGGCUAAUUCUGCCAAGCCUGCUAAGCCAAGGCUGGCCGCCCCAAAGACCGCUGCGGUUGUUAUUACCUUGCAGCCGGAGGCAGCGGAGAGGGGUGUUACCUAUUCCCAAGUCUUGGAGCGGGCCGAGCAGAGUGUUGAUCUGCAGGAGUUUGGCAUUGCUGAGGGCAUGAGGAUAAGCCGAGCUGCAACUGGCGCCAGGUUGCUGGAACUUCCCAGGAACCAGACACAAGAGCAGGCCGAAUUGUUGGCAAGUAGACUUCGGACGGCUCUGGACGGUAUUGCAAGCGUCGUUCGUCCUUCCCAAUCCGCGACUCUUAGGGUUACCGGACUCGACGAUUCAGUCACGAAGGAAAAGGUGGCCUCCGCUGUGGCGCGAGUGGGGAAUUGCGCUGCUCAAUCAAUAAGAGUCGGGGAAGUACAGACUGGUCCCAGGGGGAUGGGAUGGGUAACCGUGCAUUGUCCCGUUGAGGCGGCCAAAGUGUUGUCCGAUGCCGGCAAGCUCCGUGUUGGCUGGAGCUCCGCUGAGGUUCGCGUGCUCGAACGACGCCCCCUGCGCUGCUACAAAUGUCUUGGUAUUGGGCAUACAAGGCCGGUCUGCCCUUCCACGGUGGACCGGGGGAAUCUGUGCUUCCGGUGCGGAUGUGACGGCCACAAAUCUCUGGCUUGCUCGAGAGAGAUACGUUGUGUGGUGUGCGCGGAUGCAGGGCUGCCUGCAAACCACAUAAUGGGAGGAAAGAACUGUAGUCCUCCCCACACAAAGGGUGGGCCAGUUCCAGGAAAUCAGACCACUGUCAACGCUGGACGUGACCAAACACAGGAGGGAUCUGAUAUGAUAUCAUGA